AUGAGUCAGCAACAAAAUGAUGCAUAUUUCACCAACUUGAUGAAUGAUGGGACUGAUUAUGAAUUUAUGAAUGAACCUCUUGACCAAGGGGAUCAGUCUUCCCCAAUCUCUCCUCAAAUAGAAACCACCAAGAAACCACAACGAGGUGGCAACUUCACUACAGAAGAAGACAGUAUGCUCAUAUCGGCAUGGCUUAACAUUAACUUAGAUCCAGUGCAAGGGAAUGAACAAAAAUCAAAGGCAUAUUGGCUAAGAGUGUGGGAAUAUUUCCACCAGUACAAAACGUUUUCAUCUAAUCGUAGUCAAACUUCUUUAAUGAAUCGUUGGUCAGCAAUUCAACUUGCCAUGAAUAAGUUCAGUGGGUGCUUCGCCCAAAUCCAAAGGUUGAAUCAAAGUGGAAAGACUGAAAAAGAUAAGAUUCUUGAUGCGAAGAAAUUAUACAAAGAGUUGUACAAAUCGUCAUUUCCAUUUGAACAUUGUAGGCAUGAGUUAAGAGAUCAACAAAAAUGGACAUUUCUAUUUGUUGAUCAAUUAAAUACAGAUUAUAAAAUUGAAGUUGUUAGGCAGAAACUUGCAAAGCUUAAGAAGCAAAACACAACCUAA
Molecule: messenger RNA, 603 nt
Organism: Camellia sinensis
Lineage: Eukaryota; Viridiplantae; Streptophyta; Magnoliopsida; Ericales; Theaceae
Source: RefSeq, a predicted model, not a curated record